Molecule: messenger RNA, 1835 nt
Organism: Artibeus jamaicensis (Jamaican fruit-eating bat)
Lineage: Eukaryota; Metazoa; Chordata; Mammalia; Chiroptera; Phyllostomidae
Product: phosphomannomutase 2-like
Exons: 4
Coding region: 1-684 (227 amino acids)
Biological process (GO): GDP-mannose biosynthetic process; protein N-linked glycosylation; mannose metabolic process
Cellular component (GO): cytosol
Molecular function (GO): phosphomannomutase activity
Source: RefSeq, a predicted model, not a curated record
AUGGCCCCGCACUGUCUACCGAAUUCUGUCAGCGAGCGGAAAGUCCACCACCGCUUGCUCCGCCUUACGGAACUGCGUGGGGCACGUUGCAUUCUGGGAUUUGUGGUCCACAGAGUGUUGCUGACGCAGUGGACCCUGUGGGAGUGGAUUCUUCUCCUCCUCACGACGUGCCCUGCAGCACGCAGUGCUAAACCCGGAAGUUCCGAACCCAGUUCCUGGUGCCAGCCGGUCACCUCAGGUGAAGCGUGGGAUCUGGCGACUUGGCUCCCUCCCCCCCAGCGCUGUCUCUUCCACGUGGACCGGACCCUGACGGUCCCGCGGCAGAAUAUUCAAGGUCACUUGGGUGAGGCCCUAAUCCAAGACUUAAUCAACUACUAUCUGAGCUACACUGCAAAAAGUAAACUCCCACAGGUCAUUAGCCUCCUUUCCACCUUUAGCUUUUGUGUUUCUCCUCCCCGCUUGGCAGGAGGCCAGAUCAGCUUUGAUGUCUUUCCUGAUGGAUGGGACAAGAGGUAUUGCCUGGGACAUGUGGAAAAUGACAGCUAUAAGACCAUUUAUUUCUUUGGAGACAAAACCAUGCCAGGUGGAAAUGACCAUGAGAUCUUCACAGACCCGAGGACGGUGGGCUACACAGUGACGGCACCUGAGGACACACGCAGGAUCUGUGAAGAGCUCUUCCCCUAAUGUCUCUUCCUGUGGGAGGGGAGGGAGGCCCAGCUGACAAGUCUGACAGGGUCAUUUGGUGGCCAAACCCCGAUCCCUCCCUCACUUGCCCACUACAACCAUCCAACCCACAACAGAAAUUUUCAAACACUUCCUGAAACGAAGCACCUGCUGAGUGUCAGCUUGGUGGCAGUUUUGAACCAAGGGCAUCGUAGGCAUCAGGCAGUGUUAAGCUAAGUGACCAUGUGUACUGUUUGCCCACCUCACUUCCUAUUUGAGAGCCACAGACCUCAGCCUGGCCUGUGGAUAGCUGGCUGGCCAAGUGACAACUGAGCUGAAGGAGUUCACAGCUCAGCUGGCCUGGCUCACGGGUUAGCUCAGUAGUCACUACACAGGGAGGGGCUGGUUCUCCAACCACGGAGAUGGGAGGACAUAGGUACCAACAGGCCUCAGGGAGAACUGAACAGACAUGCAGCCCUUCCCAUCCCUUCCCCUGGGUGCCUCUCUAAGCCCAGGUUUGGAGAGACUAACUUGGGGUGUCACACCUCACCAAAAGAACCUUCUUACUGACCUGGCUGGGCUUCCUGGGCCUUACUUACAUCAGGUUUCUUGGGGCCCCAGUGAACGCCUCACUCAUUAACAGAGCUGAAGCUGCACUUUCUCUGCAGAUCUUUUUAAAAAGAAGUAUGUUGACCCCGACCGUGACCUGGCCAUGGUGGGGCCUAGGAAGGGCCCCACCUUCCAGGUUCUGCAAGGUCCUCCUGAAAGUGGAAGGCAUCCCCAGGCCCUGGUCCACAAUAGGGUGGAAGACUGCUUUCCAAGGCAAUGGUUAACAUGUCACUGUUUAGCAUCGGAAAUGUCAGGACCCACAAGUGCUCCACCAACUGCUGCUGGGGCCCACCAACCCAAAUCUGUGUGCUUUGCACCCCCCACCUCCAUGCUACCACCAGGUGCUUUCAUCGCAGAGGAACCUGGUUUCCCCCCAAACCUGGCCCAGAGCUUGUCAGUUCUGGAUCAGUCCACCCACCACCGCACCACACGGUUGAUGUUCCCAAGCAGUUCUCAGCACAGGCCAUCCCGUGGCAUCUUUUCUUGUUGAAGUAUUUUGCAAACGAUACUAGAAUGACCUUUCAGAUGAAAAGUAGCAAAUUAAAGUGAUUUUAUUGUUCCUA